This is a messenger RNA of Chelmon rostratus (copperband butterflyfish), 1226 nucleotides long. Its product is annotated as ras-related protein Rap-2b-like. The record is from RefSeq and is a predicted model, not a curated record. The transcript has a single exon. Bases 375 to 923 code for a protein of 182 amino acids. Lineage: Eukaryota; Metazoa; Chordata; Actinopteri; Chaetodontiformes; Chaetodontidae. Gene Ontology annotation, biological process: negative regulation of cell migration; Rap protein signal transduction. Gene Ontology annotation, cellular component: plasma membrane. Gene Ontology annotation, molecular function: GTP binding; GDP binding; GTPase activity.
AACUGAGCGUCGGCUCGACGCGCUGAGGAUGUGGGCAGGAAACGCCAUGCAAGAGCGAAGGGACGAUCACGCUUCCCAGCGCCGUUGCACAAUACAGCGCGAUGAAAAUGUGCUUUAAUCCACCGCGCUGAGGGUCCAGGAGCGGUCAUUCUCCUCGGACCUGCGCCCCGCGGCCGCCACUCAGCGGGCUUGGAGGAUUUUUGCCGGCGUGGGAUUCGACUGCGAUCCGAGCGAGAGGGCAGCCUUCCCAGCCUGCUCGGUUUGAAAACAUCGGGGCUGGUCAGCGGGUGGGAGAGGGAGCAGGCUUCGUCGCGGAAAAAGGAGGUGUCUGCCUUUUUUUCUCUCUCUCUCUCCUUCCUUCUCCCCCCACAGCCAUGAGGGAGUACAAAGUGGUUGUUUUGGGGUCGGGCGGAGUCGGUAAAUCCGCGCUGACGGUCCAGUUCGUGACGGGCUCCUUCAUCGAGAAGUACGACCCCACGAUAGAGGAUUUCUACAGGAAGGAGAUCGAGGUGGACUCGUCCCCGUCGGUGCUGGAGAUCCUGGACACGGCGGGGACCGAGCAGUUCGCCUCCAUGCGAGACCUGUACAUCAAGAACGGGCAGGGCUUUAUUUUGGUUUACAGCCUGGUGAACCAGCAGAGCUUCCAGGACAUCAAGCCGAUGAGAGACCAGAUCAUCCGGGUGAAGAGAUACGAGAGGGUGCCCAUGAUCCUGGUGGGAAACAAGGUGGACCUGGAGGGGGAGAGAGAGGUGUCUUCCGGGGAAGGCAAGGCGCUGGCCCAGGACUGGAACUGCCCGUUUAUGGAAACUUCAGCCAAAAAUAAAGGAUCGGUCGACGAACUGUUUGCGGAGAUAGUCAGACAGAUGAACUACUCCACGGUCCCCAGCGGGGGGGACCAGUGCUGUUCAUGUGUCCUGCUCUAAAACACAGCACACACACAGGAUCAGUGCAUCCGGCCUCGAUUUGAGCUUCUUAACUUGUCCUGCAGGCUUUUUCUUUCCUUUUUUUUUUUUUUUUUUUUUUCAAAACUCCUCUCUGCUCACACUGUUGUCUUACUGUUGCACACAAACGAAAAUCGACAAUGACAACAAUCGAUUAUGUAUUAUAGUCUGGAAAAGUGUUUACAUGACCAAGUACUUGAAUGUUUUGGGAUUUUUUUUAUAGCUUUGUAUAUGACACUUCUCUGGAAAUGUGCCUCAAUGGGAAUGUCUUAUUGUGAAACCUAA